AUGAAACUCUUCCUGCUCGCUCUUAUCGUCCUGAUCGCCCUCAUCCAGGUGUCGCAGGCCCAAUUCUAUGGCCCAGGCAUGGGAAUGGGCUAUGGCGGCUAUGGUGGCAUGGGCUACGGCCGUGGAAUGUACGGCGGAUAUGGCCGUGGAAUGUACGGUGGCUACGGACGUGGAAUGUGGGGAUAAACCAAGUAAAUGAAUUGAUGUAUAUUUGAAAUGAUUUGUAAUUAUGCCGCAUUAUAUAUGAUAAUAAACAAUAAUAUCUAUUUUUGGCUUAUGUGGUGUAUGUUGAGGUAGAUCGAUUGUUAGAAGGAGUGUAAUCUAAACGUUUCUUUCAAGAAGACAAUACUAAAACAAAACUUUUAUAGAUCUUUUAAUGUUUCUAGUAAACACAGAGGCUAAAACCUUACCUAUCUUUUUUUUGUUCUAGUCCUACCUUCGCACUAUCCUUGUGUUACCCUUUCCCUACCGUUGCCCAACCUUUAUCCUAUUAUUUGCCUUUCUUUGUUUCUAUUCCUGCUUUAUCGUUGCUACCCACCCUACCAUAAUUCAUCAUACUCUACCCUACCUUAUUUUAACUUACUCUACUUUACCGCAACUUACUUAACCUCCCUUACCGCAACUUACAGAGAAGUACUAAGCUGCCCCACUCAGAAUCAAGUCAAAUUUUUUGGAUGUUUUCUCGUACCAAUAAUAAAAUAUUUUAGCUUGCGCUUUCGAGUUUUAAAUCUGAAUUAUUUGGAUUUUUUCCCGCCAAAUUUAGCAAAUUUGGCAUUGUGUUUCAAGCACUUUUCUUUGGCUUUCCAGACCAACUACGCCGACAAAUUUACAAAUGUAGGUUCAUUUAAAAGUAUUCUACUACUAUGUCAAAGAAAAAUUCAUGAAAGUUGAGAAAUGGCAAAGUUAUAAGCUUGAAACAUAAUGCCAAUUUAGAGGGAAAUUCAAAACGUAAUUUCGGAUCUUUAGUUUCUCGAGGUUGACUGGGAAGUGUGUUUCAGUAUGUACUUUACAUACUGAAGCUCUUAAAUUUACAUGAUCUUUCUAUGUAAAAUGUUUGGAAUCAAAUAGAACGAGGCGGGGUACUUUCCUUGUUAGUUUUCUUUAGAAAAACCGUUUCACCGUUUAGCCAAAACUGCUUUACCUUAAAUUAUACUGCCCGAAUAUUUUUUGAUCAAACUAGUAACAACUAAAAAAGGGCGUACGAAUGUAUAGCAGCUAAAUAUUAAGAAAUUACAGCUUGAACAACACCAAAAAAAGGUUUUCGAUCUCUAUCGUCUACGUCAAACGGUUUGUUACAACCGUUUUAAAAGCGUAUAUAAUAGCCGGCUUGUUUAUGGUAGACAUGUCAGAAAUAGGUUUGCUGGUUUUUGGGCUGUUUGUGACUAAAAAAGAAAUGGUUUUUGUCUUGCUUGUGUUUUGGGUAUCAAAAACUUAUUUUUAUCUAUCUUUAUGGUUUUUAGAAGUUGUAGUACUAAAGGCAUAUUAACACACCGCCUUUAUGUGUCUACAAUGUUCACGUAAUCAAAAACGUGUUUUUGUGACAUUGUGACGUUAUGUUAUUAUUGACGUGUACCAUCAACCGUUAUAUUAGUACCAACGUACCCCUCCAACUAGUGAUGACAUUAAUUUUGUACCCUCGCCUAAAAAAUUUUCAUACUAAGUUAUUACUAUCUACUACAACCAAUUGUACCAGUUGUAAAUAUGAAACCCAGCCUAACCUACUAAACCUAUUUUUUUCAGAAAAUGAAACUCUUCCUGCUCGCUCUUAUUGUCUUAGUUGCCCUCGUCCAGGUAUCGCAGGCCCAAUUCUUUGGUGGUCCUGGCAUGGGAAUGGGUUACGGCCCAAUGGGUGGAAUGGGCGGCUACGGCCGUGGAAUGUACGGUGGUUAUGGCCGUGGAAUGUACGGAGGCUACGGACGUGGCAUGGGAAUGUGGGGAUAA
This is a messenger RNA of Bursaphelenchus okinawaensis, 1941 nucleotides long. The record is from the annotation of a GenBank genome assembly. Lineage: Eukaryota; Metazoa; Nematoda; Chromadorea; Rhabditida; Aphelenchoididae.